Messenger RNA from Protopolystoma xenopodis, 630 nucleotides. The record is from the annotation of a GenBank genome assembly. NCBI's taxonomy places the organism in Eukaryota, Metazoa, Platyhelminthes, Monogenea, Polystomatidea, Polystomatidae.
AUGUCCUCACAAUCUAAAAAGUCUAUAUCUGAUGAACCAGGUGCUGUGACCGCAAGGUCCUUUUGUUUGCUUAAACCCAUCCUACUCCUUCAAUUGCUAUCUCCGACUCUUUUUCGCCAACACUCAGAUCAAGGAUACGAGCAAACAACCUAUCCAUCAACUCUGUCUUCAAGAGCCUACCAUCAGUUCCAUCUGUAUUUCAAGCAAAAACUCAAAGCAACCAACUCUUUGUUGACAAAAACAGUUACAUUUGAUGCGCCAGAAAGCAAAUUCGUUGAACGGGAAGAUAGAGAAUCAUCAGAACAAUUUAAUAGUGAGGUCGAGGAAGAUGAGGAGGAUGAGGAUCAACAAGACUCUCAGCCAUCCUCAAACUCGUCACUUUCUCUUACUGCUCGACAUACUCGUCGAUCCAUGAGAUCCUUGUCUCCCAACAGUGUUCGGGAUUCACCUGCUGGCCUAAUAUUUUGCAAACGCAGAGGACUCGGAUCCGUUAGUGACGCACUGCCAGGUCAUGGUGGAAGCAGAGGUAAUUGUGGCAUUGGUGGCUGCGCAAAUAGUGGAAAGAAACUACGUAAAGCGAGAACAGCGUUUACAGACCAUCAAUUAAAUGAGUUAGAGCAGAUGUUUGAA